CAAAUCAGUGAGUGAGAUGUCUCUCACCAACUAAUCUCAAAUAAAUAGUUUCCCUGUCUGCUCAUAAACUGAGAGACAGUGGAUCCAGCAGUCUAAAGUCACACUGGGAUGAAAAAGUUAUCCCUUUGAAAGGUGGUUUAAUACUCUCUCAGGGCUGGAAACUAAAGUUUUUCAAUUGUGACUCCGUCCCACCGAGGGACCAGCUCACUCUGCCCCACAGAGAGCUCAACCCUACCACUCUGGGACUGUGCUGAAGAUUUUAAGAGGGAUAUCACGUCUCAUACUCUGAAGAAUUUGAGAGGAGUUUUUUUCUCCCUCAAGAGCAGGGAGGUAUUUUUUAUAAAGAAUGGGAGACUAUGAUGAAGACACUGCAUUCCUCGGACAGACUGGUCCUUAUUUCUGGACCACAUUCUUCCUCCUAAACACAGUUUUUGUCUCAACUGGAUUCAACGGACUUUACAUUGUCUUUGUUGGGGCAGCUCCAAAACACCACUGUCUCAUUCCAGACAUUAACUUGACUGAGGAGUGGAGAAAUGCCAUCAUUCCCUUUACGAUAGUGGAUGGUGAGGAGGUGCAGAGCCAAUGCAGCAGAUAUAUUCUGGAUGUGGUGAGAAAUCUCUCCGCUGAAGGAUAUAUUCCUGGAAGGGAUGUCAACCUCACUAACCUGGAGCAGGAGGGAUGUUUAGAUGGAUGGAACUACAGCAAAGAGAUCUACCAAUCCAACAUAGUCACUGAGUGGGACCUUGUUUGUGACAACCAAUGGAAAGUUCCAUUUGCAUCCUCGACUCUCUUUGUGGGAUACCUUGUUGGGUCGCUAAUCUCUGGCCAGCUUUCUGACAGGUUUGGAAGGAAGAAGGUUGUUUUCAUCUCUCUUGCAGCGCAGUGCAUCUCGGUCCUGCUUCAGUCCUUCUCUGGUUCAUGGAGGAUGUUCUGUAUCAUGUUCCUCUUUGUUGGAGCCUCCCAGAUUUCCAUCUAUAUUUCUGCAUUUGUACUAGGAACGGAGGUGUUAAGUAAAACUAUGCGAGUAGUCUUCACAACUCUCGGGGCCUUUCUUUUUUAUUGCCUUGGGUACAUGACACUACCCUGGAUUGCAUAUGGCAUCAGAGAAUGGAGGACUCUUCUUGCCAUUCUGUCCACAAGUGCUGUGGUCUACAUACCGCUGUGGUGGUUCAUCCCAGAGUCUCCUCGGUGGCUGAUCACUCAGGGAAGAGUGGAGGAGGCUGAGGCCAUAGUGAGAGAUGCUGCAAGGAAAAAUAAAGUUGAGGCACCACUGGUCAUUUUUAAAGAGUCUGAGGGAACGUCUCCAAGCAGGACAUACACCAUGCUUGAUAUUCUGAAAUCCAAGAACAUCAGAUGCAUCACACUGAUGUGUCUCCUUUUGUGGAUGGCAAUAAACAUUGGAUAUUUUGGAUUAUCCCUGAACACCUCCAACCUGAGUGGCGACCCCUUCAUGAACUGUUUUCUAUCAGCUACUACUGAGGUCCCUGCCUACGUUGUUUCUACUUGGCUGCUAAGGAAAUGUCCAAGAAGAGCACUUCUGUCAUCGUUCCUGGUCAUUGGAGGAGGAGUUCUUCUUCUCAUCCAGUUCAUCCCUGAUUCCCUUCAGUAUGUUGCUCUGGCAUUGGAAAUGACUGGGAAGUUUGGCUUCACCAUGGCCUUCAGCAUCGUCUACAUCUACACCGCUGAGAUUUACCCCACUGUACUCAGGAACGUCGGCAUGGGAAUGUGCUCCUCUGCUGCACGCAUUGGCAGUAUAACAGCUCCUUAUGUCAUCUAUUUAGGUACUUAUAAUAAGGUUCUGCCUUAUAUUCUCAUGGGAAGUCUAACAAUUGCUUCCUCUGUGGUGAACUUCUUCCUUCCGGAGACCCUCAAUAGAGAUCUUCCAGAAACAAUGGAGCAGAUGCAAGAAUGUCAGGGGUACAUGCAUUUCACUCAGGUUGUGUAAUGGACCCAAAAAGAAGAAAUAUGUAGAAAAUGGAGGAGGGGUCAACCCACCCAUACAACGUGAGGUCAAAUCUGAUGUGCAAGCUCUUACUCCGUAGUUUUUCUCAAUGGCCUUUCUUCACUUUUAAGACAGACAGAGAGACAGAAAGAACAUUUCUCUUGCUUGAAAGUAAUAAUCUGAAUAUAAAAUCCAAAACAUGCACAGUGGGAUCCAAAAGUACACUGUGAAGUACUGUUGUUUUUUUAAAUCAUUUUUUAAAAACUCUUUUUUUUUUCUCAAUUGAUGAUGUAAUUCAAGUUGGAGUUUUUUAAAUGUUGUAAAGAAAAAUUUUUAGAUUUUAAAAGUUUUGUAUGAAAUUGAAAUACAUGUCUGAUUGGUCUCUAUUUUUUGCCACACAAUACAUGUAAUUAAAAUAAGAAGAUAUGAACCCUCCUAAUGCA
Molecule: messenger RNA, 2385 nt
Organism: Siniperca chuatsi (mandarin fish)
Lineage: Eukaryota; Metazoa; Chordata; Actinopteri; Centrarchiformes; Sinipercidae
Gene: slc22a5
Product: solute carrier family 22 member 5
Exons: 10
Coding region: 347-1945 (532 amino acids)
Biological process (GO): transmembrane transport
Cellular component (GO): membrane
Molecular function (GO): transmembrane transporter activity
Source: RefSeq, a predicted model, not a curated record